AUGACACGGCACUCUCCAGUCCACCUGCUGAAGCUUUUCAACUUGCGCACCUACCAACUCGUGCUGGGCGCGGGCGCCAUGCAGGUGGGAGGGGCUUGCAUGGGUGGCAAGCAGGGUGUAGGCCCCAUGCAGGGAAGGGCGACCUGUGUCGUGAUCGCACACGGGGUGGACCGUGGAGGCUGGCUGAAGACCAUCACAGCCAAACACCUCGCACUCUCCAGCCAAUGCAUCUCCCUCGUCUAUGCGCUCAUCCCCGACCUGCGGCGCAUUCUGUCUGCCUUCAUUCCGGACGCGCGGCGAGGGCUCGUGAUAACGCACCUUGACCGCGUGGCGCAGGACUACAGGGUGCACAGGGAUGAGAUCCACAGCAAGCUGGUGGCGAUCAUGAGGGAGCGCCUGCUGGUGCACCUGCGCUCGCUGCCCGCAGUAGCUGACACCUACUGCCGCCCGGACGACUCCCCUGCCGACCAGCAGCCCUCCAACUUCGCCCGCGCUCUCACCAAGGAGGUGGGUGUGCUGCAUCGCAUUCUCUCCCCUCUGCUUCUUGAGGCCGACCUUCGCUCCAUCUUCUCGCGGGUGGUGGCGUUGUUCCACGUGCAGCUCGCCGACUCCUUUGCCAAGAUCGACACGCCCACGCCGCAGUCCAAGCGCAGUCGGCUCAUGCCUGCUUCGCAGCCCAAUGUGGGUGGGAGAGCGUUCUUUUCUUUUUUAUGCAUUGCUGGUUCUGCAGGGUCUCCUGUAUGCUCUUUCCUGUGA
This is a messenger RNA of Closterium sp. Naga37s-1, 756 nucleotides long. The record is from the annotation of a GenBank genome assembly. NCBI's taxonomy places the organism in Eukaryota, Viridiplantae, Streptophyta, Zygnematophyceae, Desmidiales, Closteriaceae.